Messenger RNA from Vicia faba (fava bean), 1122 nucleotides. The record is from the annotation of a GenBank genome assembly. NCBI's taxonomy places the organism in Eukaryota, Viridiplantae, Streptophyta, Magnoliopsida, Fabales, Fabaceae.
AUGGGAGACCAUCCACGCUCCCCACCAUUGGAUUUACAUAACUUCUUUAAAAUUCCAAAAACUAAAUCCUUGAAAGAUGUUAGCAAGGUUUGCAAAACGUUUGUAUCCAAAAAGCAUAAUGAGAAGAAACAAAUUGAGGGACCAACAACACCGUCGACUUUAUUUUUCGAUAACAAUGAAAAAAGAAGAGCGGAUGGAGAUAUUUGGAGCCCAAAAAUGGUGGCAAGAUGUGAAAGUAGAAGAUCAAAAACUCCGAAUCCAAGAACAAGGCCUCUAUCAAGACAUGGAAGCAGAAGAUGCACAACACCGAUGUCAUUAACGCGAAGUGAGAGUCGAAAAACUGCAACAGAAAUUGCUACAUCAUCUCUCAAACGGAUCAUGAGCAGAAGGAAUAGCAAAAUGGAUAUUUCUGAACCCGAGUUAUUGCCUAACUCCGCAACUUCUCCAACCAGUGAUUUCGCUUCGCGAAGUUCCAAACAAAAAGAUCGUAUCCAUUCAGUUUCUCUCUCGAAUAAUCUUGGCCGUAGAUCAACAACACCUAUCAUAUUUUCACAGACAACAACGAGAAGAAAACCACCAGAAGUUGAGAAAAAACUUCAGUUUUCACUCGAGGAAUUGUGCUUUGGAUGCGUCAAAAAGAUUAAAGUUACUAGAGAUGUUAUCAAACAUCCCGGGGUGAUUGUUCAAGAGGAAGAAAUAUUGAAAAUAGAAGUGAAGCCAGGAUGGAGAAAAGGAACAAAGAUUACAUUUGAGGGAGUUGGUGAUGAGAAACCUGGUUACUUACCAGCUGAUAUAGUGUUUUUGAUUGAUGAAAAGAAACAUCCAUUGUACAGAAGAGAUGGAAAUGAUUUGGAAAUUGGUGUUAAGAUUGCUCUUGUAGAUGCACUUUCUGGAUGCUCCAUACCAAUUCCUUUGUUAGGAGGGGAAACCAUGAAUAUAUCAUUUGAGAAUACUGUCAUAUACCCUGGUUUUGAGCAGGUUAUAAAAGGUCAAGGAAUGCCGAAUCCGAAAAAUAAUAGCACAAGAGGUGACUUACAUGUCAAGUUUCUUAUUAACUUUCCCACAGAUUUGAGUGAUGAACAAAGGAAUGAAGCUGUUACUAUUCUACAAGAUUGUUGCUAA